This is a messenger RNA of Propithecus coquereli (Coquerel's sifaka), 1611 nucleotides long. RefSeq names its product zinc finger, HIT-type containing 6 (gene ZNHIT6). The transcript is spliced from 10 exons. Gene Ontology annotation, cellular component: nucleus; pre-snoRNP complex. Lineage: Eukaryota; Metazoa; Chordata; Mammalia; Primates; Indriidae. The record is from RefSeq and is a predicted model, not a curated record. Gene Ontology annotation, biological process: snoRNA localization; maturation of LSU-rRNA from tricistronic rRNA transcript (SSU-rRNA, 5.8S rRNA, LSU-rRNA); box C/D snoRNP assembly. The coding region runs from base 107 to 1531 and encodes 474 amino acids.
UCUACACGUGGGCUGCUGUCGGUGUUCUGGCCCGUAAUUCUUCUGUUGGCGUGGAGCAGCGACAUCGAAGGACAGAGUGGCAGCAGAGAUCAAGGGUCGUGAGCUGAUGGAGUUUGCUGCUGAAAAUGCAGAGUCGUCGGGAGGUGGUCUCCUGAGUGUAGCUGAGGGGGCGCGGUUAAGUCCCAAGUCGGCCAGGGAGGAAGUCAGGGACUUAGCAGGGAUGGAGAAGGCCGGCGGUGGAGAGGAGGGGAAUGGACUAACAGGAAUGAUGAAGACAGGAGAGGGAGAGAAAGGAAGUGGACAAAGGGCAGGAGCGAUGGGCAUGGACUUAACGGUUGUGAAACAAGAAGUUAUGGACUGGCCAGAAAUAGAAGGCACGUUGGAUGGCCAGUGGGUAAAGCAGGAGGUGGAGGAUAGGCCUGAGGUGAAGGAUGAGAAAGCAGGCAUAUUGGAGGUGAAGCAGGAGAUGCAGAGUGGUUGGGCGAUAAAAGAGGAGAAGAUGGAUGAGCCAGAGGUAAAGGAAGAGAAAGUGAAGGUGAAGGAAGAGGUAAUGGACUGGCCAGAAGUGAAGGAAGAGAGGAAGGAUAACUUGGAGAUAAAAGAGGAGGAGGUGUUUGUCGGUCAGAACAUAAAAGAGGAGGAGAUGAUGGAUGGAGUGCUUGUAAAAGAAGAGAAGGAUUUCCUGAAGAAAGAAGUGCUGGAUGAUACAAAGGUGAAAGAAGAGCCUCAGAUAAAUCACCCGGUGGGCUGCAAGCGGAAACUGGCCAUGUCAAGGUGUGAAACUUGUGGUACGGAAGAAGCAAAGUACAGAUGUCCACGUUGUAUGCGAUAUUCCUGCAGUUUGCCCUGUGUAAAGAAACACAAAGCAGAACUGACGUGUAAUGGAGUUCGAGAUAAAACUGCUUAUGUUUCAAUACAACAAUUCACCGAAAUGAAUCUCCUGAGUGAUUAUCGAUUUUUGGAAGAUGUGGCAAGAACAGCAGACCAUGUUUCUAGAGAUGCUUUCUUGAAAAGACCAAUAAGCAAUAAACAUAUGUACUUUAUGAAAAAUCGUGCGCGAAGACAAGGUAUUAACUUAAAACUUCUACCCAAUGGAUUCACCAAGAGGAAAGAGAAUUCAACAUUUUUCGAUAAGAAAAAACAACAGUUUUGUUGGCAUGUGAAGCUCCGAUUUCCUCAAAGUCAAGCUGAAUAUAUAGAAAAAAGAGUACCAGAUGAUAAAACUAUUAAUGAAAUCCUAAAACCUUACAUUGAUCCUGAAAAGGCUGACCCUGUAAUCCGUCAAAGGUUAAAAGCCUACAUUCGCUCUCAGACUGGGGUCCAAGUCUUAAUGAAGGUUGAAUAUAUGCAACAAAAUUUAGUAAGAUAUCAUGAACUAGAUCCCUAUAAAAGUCUCCUAGACAAUUUGAGAAACAAAGUAAUCAUUGAGUACCCAACAUUACAUGUGGUAUUGAAAGGAUCCAGUGAUGACAUGAAAGUUCUUCACCACGUGAAAAGUGAAUCUACCAAGAAACUUGGCAAUGAAAAUUAAGCGCUUUUUCUGUGGAAGAAGGUGAAAAUUUCCAGACAGUUGCAGAGGACUAUGCAUUGAUGGGCUAUUGGAUGAUUAGG